This is a messenger RNA of Rhea pennata, 1854 nucleotides long. RefSeq names its product grainyhead like transcription factor 1 (gene GRHL1). The transcript has 16 exons. The record is from RefSeq and is a predicted model, not a curated record. The coding region runs from base 1 to 1854 and encodes 617 amino acids. Gene Ontology annotation, molecular function: DNA-binding transcription activator activity, RNA polymerase II-specific; RNA polymerase II cis-regulatory region sequence-specific DNA binding. Gene Ontology annotation, cellular component: nucleus. NCBI's taxonomy places the organism in Eukaryota, Metazoa, Chordata, Aves, Rheiformes, Rheidae. Gene Ontology annotation, biological process: regulation of transcription by RNA polymerase II.
AUGACACAGGACUACGACAAUAAAAGGCCUGUGUUGGUUCUUCAGAAUGAUUCUCUCUACUCCCAGAGACGUCCUUAUACCAGUGAAGAUGAGGCCUGGAAAUCUUUUCUUGAAAAUCCCCUUACAGCAGCUACCAAAGCUAUGAUGAGCAUUAACGGUGAUGAAGACAGUGCUGCUGCCCUUGGACUGCUGUAUGAUUACUACAAGGUUCCAAGGGAGAGGAGAUCUUCAACAGCUAAACCAGAGAUAGAACAUGCUGACCAAGAUCACAGCAAAAGGAACAGCAUCCCGAAUGUGACAGAACAAUCACUAAUUUCCACUGGAGAAAACAGAGUCCAGGUUCUGAAAAAUGUGCCUUUCAAUAUUGUCCUUCCGCACACGCCCCAGAUGGGCAUGGACAAGAGAGGUCACCUGACGACCCCCGACACAACUGUCACAGUUUCAAUUGCAACGAUGCCCACUCAUUCCAUCAAAACGGAGACUCAGCCCCAUGGCUUCGCAGUGGGCAUCCCUCCAAGCAUUUACCAUCCUGAGCCCCCUGAGCGGGUGGUGGUGUUUGACAGGAAUCUCAAUCCUGACCAGUUCAAUUCCAACGCUCAGCCUCAGAAUUCACAGAGACGAACGCCAGACUCCACCUUCUCGGAGACUUUUAAGGAAGGAGUACAAGAGGUUUUCUUUCCUGCUGAAUUGAAUCUCCGGAUGGCCAACAUGAAUUCAGAAGAUUAUGUUUUUGACAGCAUUUCUGGGAAUAACUUUGAGUACACUCUGGAAGCCUCCAAGUCUCUCCGACAGAAGCCUGGGGACAGCACGAUGACUUACCUAAAUAAGGGUCAAUUUUACCCAAUCACACUGAAAGAAGUCAGCAGCAGUGAAGGAAUCCAUCACCCUAUCAGUAAAGUCCGAAGUGUUAUCAUGGUAGUGUUUGCUGAAGACAAAACCAGAGAAGAUCAGCUCAGGCACUGGAAAUACUGGCACUCGAGGCAGCACACAGCCAAACAAAGGUGCAUUGACAUAGCUGAUUACAAGGAGAGCUUCAACACCAUCAGUAACAUUGAGGAGAUUGCGUACAAUGCCAUAUCCUUCACUUGGGACAUCAAUGAGGAAGCAAAGGUCUUCAUUUCUGUGAACUGCCUCAGCACAGAUUUUUCCUCUCAGAAGGGAGUUAAAGGCCUGCCCUUGAAUCUUCAGAUUGACACCUACAGCUACAAUAACAGGAGUAACAAACCUGUCCACAGAGCCUACUGCCAAAUUAAAGUCUUCUGUGAUAAGGGAGCAGAGAGGAAGAUCAGGGAUGAAGAGCGAAAACAAAGCAAAAGAAAAGUUUCCGAUGUCAAAGUGCCAAUGCUUCCCUCACACAAGCGUACGGACAUCACCGUCUUCAAGCCCUUCAUGGAUCUAGACACUCAGCCAGUCCUUUUUAUUCCUGACGUUCACUUUGCAAAUCUUCAGCGUGGUGCCCACGUCCUUCCUGUUGCUUCAGAAGAACUGGAGGGUGAAAGCUCCAACCUGAAGAGAGCGGCUUACAUUGGUGAAGAGGAUUUUAUUGCUACUCCAAAUAAGAUGACCAGAAUAGAAGAACCAAAAAGAGUGUUGCUAUAUGUCCGAAAAGAGUCAGAGGAAGUCUUUGAUGCACUUAUGUUAAAGACACCAUCUCUGAAAGGUUUAAUGGAAGCUAUAUCUGACAAGUAUGAUGUUCCUUUUGAUAAAAUAGGAAAAAUCUUCAAAAAGUGUAAAAAAGGAAUUCUGGUCAACAUGGAUGAUAACAUUAUAAAGCACUAUUCUAAUGAAGAUACCUUCCAGUUGCAGAUUGAAGAAGUUGGAGGAUCUUAUAAGCUCACUCUCACUGAGAUUUAA